AUGGCACGUAGUGGAAAAUCCGUGCACGCGGAUCCCGCAAGAGGCUCAAAGAGCCCUUCAAGGCAACCUGUUACCAAAAAGCCAACAGAUUAUACCUCUGAAGGUGUUGAAGAUCGAGAUGUCUUCCUCCUACCUGGCUCUGACUAUCAGGUCAUGAUCCUCCUAACACUCUUGGGAGCUGUUGUGAGACUCUUCAGGAUUUACCAACCCAGCAGUGUGGUGUUUGAUGAAGUCCACUUUGGCGGUUUUGCCUCGAAAUACAUAAAGGGUAAAUUCUUUAUGGAUGUACAUCCUCCUUUGGCAAAGCUAUUGAUAACACUUGCGGGAUUCUUGGCUGGAUUUGAUGGAGAAUUUGACUUCAAAGAUAUCGGAAAGGAUUAUGUAGAACCAGGUGUACCAUAUGUCGCUAUGAGAUUAUUGCCAGCUAUUUGCGGCAUACUUUUGGUUCCUACAAUGUUCUUAACUCUCAAGGCCGCAGGUUGCAGAACCAUGACAUCCGCCAUGGGAGCUGGAUUGAUCGUAUUUGAAAACGGAUUACUUACCCAGGCACGCUUAAUUCUUCUCGACUCUCCUCUUAUGAUCAUGACCGCUUUUACUGCGCUUGCGUUCACCUCAUUUACGAACCAACAUGAACAAGGACCUACGAAGGCCUUUCAAUUGAGCUGGUGGUUUUGGUUGAUUAUGACAGGUCUAGGUUUGGGUGCGACCGCCAGUGUCAAAUGGGUUGGACUUUUCACAAUUGCUUGGGUCGGUAGUCUUACUGUACUGCAACUAUGGGUGUUGCUUGGGGAUGCAAGAACGGUCACACCACGAAUUUUUGCCAAGCACCUUGUGGCACGAAUCUUUUGUCUUAUUAUCAUCCCCCUAACAUUCUAUAUGGCUAUGUUUGGUAUUCAUUUCCUAUGCCUUGUUAACCCAGGAGAUGGCGAUGGAUUCAUGAGCUCUGAAUUCCAAGCAACUCUCAACUCCAAGUCCAUGCAAGAUGUUCCCGUCGACGUCGCCUUCGGAAGUCGAGUUAGCAUUAGACACCACAAUACUCAGGGUGGAUAUCUACACUCCCAUAACCUCAUGUAUCCUACCGGUAGCAAGCAACAGCAGAUCACCUUGUAUCCCCACAAGGACGAGAACAACGUCUGGCUCUUGGAGAACCAAACCCAGCCGCUCGAUAUCAAUGGUCAGCCAAUCAAUGGUUCACUAGCUUGGGAUGCUUUAUCAGAGCCAAAUUACAUUAAAGACGGUGAUAUCAUCAAGUUGUACCAUCAGUCUACAAAUCGCCGACUUCACUCUCACGAUGUUCGACCACCAGUCACCGAGGCUGACUGGCAGAAUGAGGUUUCCGCGUAUGGCUACGAAGGAUUCGAAGGCGAUGCUAACGAUUUUUUCCGUGUCGAGAUCAUCAAAAAGAUGUCUGACGGAGAAAUAGCCAAGACUCGCUUACGAACAAUUCAAACCAAGUUCAAACUCGUUCACAUAAUGACUGGAUGUGUCUUGUUCUCUCAUAAAGUCAAGCUCCCUGAGUGGGCUUCGGAGCAGCAAGAGGUCACAUGUGCUAAGGGAGGAACUCUUCCUAACAGUGUUUGGUAUAUUGAGCAGAAUGAGCAUCCUCAACUUGGAGCCGAGGCAGAAAAAGUUAACUACAGAAACCCUGGUUUCUUCGGCAAGUUCUGGGAGCUGAACAAGGUCAUGUGGCACACGAAUGCUGGUUUAGUUGAAUCCCAUGCUUGGGAUUCACGUCCUGACUCUUGGCCUAUUCUCAGACGGGGUAUUAAUUUCUGGGGCAAGGACAAUCGCCAAAUUUACCUUAUCGGUAACCCGGUAAUUUGGUGGAGCUCGACACUUGCAGUUGUCAUCUUUGUGGUCUUCAAAGGUCUUGCUGUUCUUCGUUGGCAAAGAGGCUUCAGAGACUACGACAACCCAGUUUUCAAGCGAUUCGACUACGAAAUCGGAACCAUUGUUCUUGGAUGGGCCUUCCAUUAUUUCCCAUUCUACCUGAUGCAACGUCAGCUUUUCCUCCAUCACUACUUCCCCGCACUUUACUUCGCCAUCAUUGCGUUGUGCCAGACUUUCGAUUUUAUCACUGCCCGUGUCCCUGGUAUUGGGUUACGCGAACGCCCCUUGAUUGGAAGACUUGGCGCAAUCAUCUUCCUAACACUCAGCAUUGUUGUUUUCGCUCUCUACUCUCCGUUGGCAUAUGGUAACCCAUGGACACAAUCGGCUUGCAAAAAGGUUAAACUUUUCGAGAAGUGGGACUGGGACUGCAAUACCUUCUUGAAUGAUUACUCUGAUUAUGCGACUCAAUCUGUCAAUGCAAAUGCUGAUGUUCACAAAACUGAUUCACCAUUAAUUCCAACUAAUGCUGCUGAGGUCCCAGCACAGGCUGGGGCUGGUGAGCAGAAACCCCUUUUAAACCAAGAGAAUAUAUCAGGGGCACCAGAAGGGAAACCAGAAGGGUUGGUAUCCCCACCACCAGCUGCCCCCGUCGCUAGCCAUAGCAUUGUUUCCCGAGAGGAGAAGGUUGAAUACAGGGAUCAAGACGGUAAUAUUCUUGACCCUGAAGCUGUAAAAUCUCUCGAAGGGAAGGUCAGCUUUAAAACCAGAUAUGAAACCAGAACCCGCAUGGUGGAUGCUCAAGGCAAUGAGAUUAAUCCACCAGAGGAAGCAGCAGCUGGAGUUGCACCACCCCAUCCUGACGUCGAGGGCUCUGAUCCUCAAACAGCCGGCAAAGCAGAGUCUGAUGUUCAGAAGGAGCCGGCAGCACAACGUGAAGUGCAAGCUGAUGAGAGCAAGGAGCAAAGCAUUGAGAAAUCCGAAGGUGGUGCUGCUAAGCCAGCCAGUGAAGGAAACGAGGCGACAGCAGUUUAG
This is a messenger RNA of Sclerotinia sclerotiorum 1980 UF-70, 2862 nucleotides long. RefSeq lists its product as hypothetical. Gene Ontology annotation, molecular function: dolichyl-phosphate-mannose-protein mannosyltransferase activity. Gene Ontology annotation, biological process: protein O-linked glycosylation via mannose. NCBI's taxonomy places the organism in Eukaryota, Fungi, Ascomycota, Leotiomycetes, Helotiales, Sclerotiniaceae. Bases 1 to 2862 code for a protein of 953 amino acids. The transcript is spliced from 5 exons. Gene Ontology annotation, cellular component: endoplasmic reticulum; membrane. The record is from RefSeq and is a predicted model, not a curated record.